Molecule: messenger RNA, 1677 nt
Organism: Puntigrus tetrazona (Sumatra barb)
Lineage: Eukaryota; Metazoa; Chordata; Actinopteri; Cypriniformes; Cyprinidae
Gene: neu4
Product: sialidase 4
Exons: 4
Coding region: 190-1401 (403 amino acids)
Biological process (GO): ganglioside catabolic process; oligosaccharide catabolic process
Cellular component (GO): cytoplasm; membrane; lysosome
Molecular function (GO): exo-alpha-sialidase activity
Source: RefSeq, a predicted model, not a curated record
GUGUGUGGCUCUGAUUCUUCAUGAGACGUUAAAAAUCAAUGCGGUUUGACAUCACUGACAUCAAACUUAAUAUUUCUGGAUAUACUGUUCUUUCGAAAAUGUUGCAUUUGUGUACCUGUGGCCACUGAUCUUGAAAUGAUAACUGCAAGAAGUAAUGGCUUUUUUUUUUCUUUUUAGUUAUGAAGGGCUAUGGGGUCUCAAUACUUCCCUGCACGAUCUGUGCUUUUCCAAAAGGAGCCAAGCGGAGUGACAUACCGUGUGCCCGCUUUGCUCUAUAUACCCCGUUCCAGCUGUUUCUUAGCCUUCUGUGAGGAGAGACUGACUCCGGCAGAUGCUCAAGCACAUCUGCUGGUCAUGCGCAAAGGCACUUUUUAUAAAAACUAUGUGGAAUGGAAAGACAUGGAGGUGCUGAGCACAGCUCGACUGGAGGGCUACCGCUCAAUGAACCCCUGUCCCGUUUAUGAUGAGUUUACCGGCACAGUCUUCUUGUUUUUCAUUGCUGUUCUGGGCCACACCUCUGAGUCUUACCAGUUAAUCACAGGAAAGAACGUGACGCGUCUUUGCUACGUGUCCAGCAGCGACCAGGGGGCCACCUGGAGCUCUGUUACAGACCUUACCAAGACACUCAUAGGGGACACCAUUAAAGAGUGGGCCACUUUUGCUGUGGGCCCAGGCCAUGGAACCCAGUUAAAAUCUGGAAGGCUCAUCAUCCCUGCUGACACGCAUGGCAACGUGUGGCAUUUUGGAGAGGCGUUGUCUGUUCCCGAGAGCGUGGAGUGUCAGAUGGUGUCAGUAGAUGAGGAAAACGGAGUCAACGUUUUGUAUUGCAACGCCCGGAGCGUAUCAGGCUGCCGGGUGCAGGCUCUUAGCUUUGAUAACGGGGCUGAUUUUCACGAUGGACAGCUGGUGCAUAAACUAGUGGAGCCAAAGAAUGGGUGUCAUGGCAGUGUGAUUGGAUUUCCAGCCCCAAUCUACCAGUUCGGGCAAACCCAACACUUUCUGAAACCGCUGAAGUCCAUCUACUCGCCGCUUGCAGUCAGCAUGUCUCCACUGAACUUCCUUCCACCAACAUGGGUGGUAUAUGCUCACCCCACCUGCUCAAAGACCCGCCGGGACCUGGGUGUUUAUCUCAGUGUUCUGCCUCGAGAUCCAGACAGCUGGUCAAGGCCUUGGAUCAUAUAUAAAGGCCCUAGUGCUUAUUCAGAUUUGGCCUAUGUUGAGCUGAUGCCUCCUGAUGCCCCAGCGGUCCCUGUGUUUGCCUGCCUUUUUGAGAGCGGCACAAAGACUGCAUACGAUGAGAUUUCCUUCUGCAUCUUCACUCUGUAUGAGCUAAUCGAACACCUUCCCCAAAGAAACGGGGAAAAGAGGAAAGGAUUGUGGGAGUGCUGCUUUGUCAGCUGAUCGUAUGACAGAAUUUUAACUAUAUCUAUGUAAUAAAUAGUGUUACAAUUUUUUAAAGUAAUGUAACUCAUUACAUUGAUUGCUUUUUGAUUACAUUUCUACAUUCAAGUUUCAACUGUUAAUCAUUUUAAAAUAUUUAAUACAGGUAGAGUUAACAUUAGAGUAGAACACUGAUUACAUUGGUGUCUCAUGUAGCCACAAAUAGUAUUGUGCUAUAUUUGGAAUUAUUUGUCUGACCUUUAUUAAAGUCACAAACGCCUAUAAUGGCUUCGUUAU